Messenger RNA from Pantherophis guttatus, 2675 nucleotides. It is a transcript of the gene DNAJB5, whose product is annotated as DnaJ heat shock protein family (Hsp40) member B5. The record is from RefSeq and is a predicted model, not a curated record. Lineage: Eukaryota; Metazoa; Chordata; Lepidosauria; Squamata; Colubridae. Gene Ontology annotation, molecular function: protein-folding chaperone binding. Gene Ontology annotation, cellular component: cytosol.
GAGGGCGGGCUCCCGGUCCGCUAGUUGCCCCGGCUCGGCCGAGCGGGUGGCGGCGGCGGAGGAAGGCCAGGCGCGGGCGGAACAAGGAGUCUACGGCUGGCCCCGUCUCGGCCAUGGGGAAGGACUACUACAAGGCCCUGGGCAUCCAGUCGGGGGCCAACGAGGAUGAGAUCAAGAAGGCCUACCGCAAAAUGGCCCUGAAGUACCACCCGGACAAGAACAAGGACCCUCACGCGGAGGACAAGUUCAAGGAAAUCGCCGAGGCCUACGACGUGCUGAGUGACCCCAAGAAGCGGGCCGUUUACGACCAGUACGGAGAAGAGGGACUCAAAACGGGUGGUGGUCCCUCCGGCCCUUCUGGCAGCACCUUCCACUACACCUUCCAUGGAGACCCUCACGCCACAUUCGCCUCCUUCUUUGGGGGCUCCAACCCCUUCGACAUCUUCUUCAGCAGCAGCCGAUCCAGGGUCUUCAACGGCUUCGACCACGAGGACAUGGACGUGGACGACGACAGUGACGAUCCGUUCAGCGCUUUCAGCCGCUUCGGUUUCAAUGGCCUGAACGGGGUCCAUCGGCGGCACCCGGAGCCCAUCCACAUGCGCCGGAAGGUGCAGGAUCCGCCCGUGAUCCACGAGCUCAAGGUUUCUCUGGAGGAAAUCUACCACGGGGCUACGAAGCGGAUGAAGAUCACCCGCCGGCGGCUGAACCCGGACGGGCGAACGAUGCGGACAGAGGACAAGAUCCUGAACAUCAUCAUCAAGCGAGGGUGGAAGGAAGGCACCAAGAUCACCUUCCCCAAGGAAGGGGACGCCACCCCCGACAACAUCCCGGCCGACAUCGUCUUCGUCCUGAAGGACAAGCCACACGGCCACUUCCGUCGCGACGGGACAAACAUCAUCUACACGGCCAUGAUCAGUCUUAAAGAGGCCCUGUGCGGCUGCACCGUCAACAUCCCCACGGUGGACGGGCGCGUGAUCCCCCUGCCCUGCAGCGACAUCAUCAAGCCGGGCACCGUGAAGCGGCUGCGAGGGGAGGGGCUGCCUUUCCCCAAGGUGCCCUCCCAGCGCGGAGACUUGAUUGUGGAGUUCAAAGUCCGCUUCCCUGACAGAAUAGCCCCCCAGACCCGCCAGAUCCUCAAGCAACACCUGCCCUGCUCCUAGAGCUGCCCGGCCGGGCCUUGCCUGCCCACCUCACGCUCUCUCUGCCAGCCGGCUUGCUCUCCGAGCGGCAGCCAUACUUCAUGCUGUGCCACGUUGCACCUGGCCUGGGCGUCGCCCCGGGACCCUCCUGUCUCUUGCUGCAAGCCACGUCCUCCUCCUCCUGCAAGGGACCCUCUCUGCCCUGCCCCCCCUCCUCUGGCAGCUUGGCUCCUUUGAGAGGUCCCCGAUUUUGGAUCUGGUGUCCCUGCUUUGCGUGAGUCUCGGGGGUCCUCUCCCAGGGGACUUUUCUUCUGGAGCUGGGGAGGGUCUCCCCAAAUUUUGCCAAGGACACCAGAGCCCUGUAAAUAGAACCACCUCCUCCUGUCUCCGUCCCCUGCCUGCUCCUUCUGGACUGCACCUCCCUAGAGCAGCCGGUGGGGGUCGCCAAGCCAACCUCGUCCUACCCGGCAGGAGCUGGACCCUCCCUCCUGUGUUUGGCACCGAGAAGGCCCCCUCCGCCCACCUUCUGUUUCUGCACCCCCAGACCCUGUGAUGUUGGCCCAACAAACCUUCUCCAGCAAGCUUUGGGGUCACAACAAGGACCUGCCAUUCAAGGGUGCUUUGGACUCUGUAUUGGAAUAGAACCUUCAUGAGGACUAACCUCUUCUUGGCUGUGUUGGCUUUUCAUCUGAAUUCUGGGAAAGGGAGUGAUCCGGGACGGCUCCCUGGGGAAAGGGAGAGGGAAGGUGGGCUGCUCUGAGCACUGCUGGAGGCUGGGAGGGGGUCUUGGUAUCGUCUGAUGUUGAUGGGGGGGGGUGUUGUGUGUUUCUUGGGAGGUGGGCGAGGGGGGGAUCUGCUUGGGCGCCUUUUGUCACUUUUCAGAGGGAGAAUUUUCAAGAAACGUUUCUUAAUCCUUGACAGUUCCGUUGGGUUUUGGACCAGCACCGGCAGGGAGGCUGGGUCUGGGGGGGAGAUAAGGGCCCGAGGGGCUUUGCCAGAGAGCAUCUCAUCAUCUUAUCCCCCCUCCCCUCCAGAGUUAAAAUCUUGGGUCAAGACUCUUUUUUUGGGGGGGGGGGGCUUUCCACCCAUCCUUUUUAUUCUGAAUUUUCUCUUGACGGAGAACUGGAGGUGCUUCCUUGGGGGUCCCCUCAGCCCGUCCCUGCCAAGGUGCCCACCGGGCUGACCCUCCUUUGGGGUGGGUGGGGGAGCCAAGGGGGCACCCACAGCCCCUUCCUGUAUGGCUGUACAGAAUGGAGAUUUGGGGAGGGGAUGGCACGGCGGUGCUCCAGUGCCUGAAGGCCCUCGUCCUUUUUCUCUUGGCCCCCUCCGGGGUGUGGGUGUGUGUGUAGGUGUCUUUUCCCAAUACGUGGGCUGCUGACCCGGCGGGCCGAGACGGAGGAGGGUGGAGAGGGCCAUGCCUUGCUGGGGUUCCUCCAUUUCAGGGAGACCCUGGGUGGUUUUAUAGCGUUUUUUUGGAAUUUCUCCUUUUGUAAUGUCCUGUAUUAAUAUUUAAAAAAAUAAAGUAUUUUAAAAAUA